Zerene cesonia (dogface butterfly) is the source of this 3494-nucleotide messenger RNA. Its product is annotated as DAZ-associated protein 2-like. The transcript has 6 exons. Lineage: Eukaryota; Metazoa; Arthropoda; Insecta; Lepidoptera; Pieridae. Bases 137 to 640 code for a protein of 167 amino acids. The record is from RefSeq and is a predicted model, not a curated record.
ACUAGUGUCGUUGCGAGUAUUGAAGAACUUUAGUGCGACUGCGUUUUUUGUAAAUCAUCGCGAAUUUUCCAAUUAACUUGCGACCGCUCUAUUGUAUAAUUAAAAUUUGCUUAGUAAAAUCCCUUUAUUAAAUAAAAUGGCAGACAAAAAAGUCACCCCUCCCCUCGGCGCCUACCCCCAACCUCAGCCCCCGCAGGGGCCCUUCUUGCCGGCACCGCCGCAUCAGGCUGCGCCGCAAUAUGGAGUGGCGGGUGGUUCGCCCUACGGCGUCGCGUUCGGAGGCGCUGGCGCGGGGGCGGGGGGUGUGUACGCGCCUCCCCCCUACGACCAGCUGCAACACCACCAGGCCAUACCCGCGCUGAGCCAGCAGCUACCUAUGUAUAGUGGCGCAGCGGCCAUGUACGCGGCGGCUGCCGGCUACCCGGGCUACAUCGGGUACCCGGUGCAGUACUACCCCUACUACCCCGUGCAGCCCUCCAUUCAGCCCCUGAGGCCCACCAUCAUGAUUCCGAACGGUUUCGAGGCCGGCGGCCGGUUCGAGGGUCUGGCGCAGACGCUGCUGCCGCCCGCGCCGCCCGCCGUGCCGCCCUCCCCCGCGCACCUCGCCGCCAUACAGCCGCACCAAGUGCUGUGGCGUUAAGCACGUGAUUGGCCGUAACCGGCGGCGCACCGACGACAACUAAACUCGUAUACAAGGACACAAGUAAUCUCCAACUACCUUCAACGUAGAUCAGCAAUAAUAAAGUUUUCUAUCGUUACAUUAAACGGAACCUCAGCUAGCUUGAAUAUAACUAAAUAAUAUCUCAAAGUAAAUAAAUCGUGAAGAUAACUGAUGAUAAUUAGAUUGAAUAAAUCGAUGGUAAAGUAAGAUAUCUUCUUUAAAAACAUGUAUUUAACUGUAUUUUUUACAUACAAUUAUUAUGUCCUUACACGAGAUUUAGAAAUAAAUGAUAAAUGUAAAAUAUAUUUUACAUAUAAAUGAAUUAUGAAACAUUAAAAUUGAAUGCGCAUUCGUCGGUUAUACCAGCUUAGCCCGAUAUUUAACUGUGAUUUGUUAUUUGCGCGCGUUCGCCAUUUGAAUGAUAUGUCUAAAAAUUAGUUAAAAGCUCUCUAUAAUUUAACACUUAAUUUUUUGUUUUCGUUAAUAAACCAAAAAUCGACUAUUUACUCAGUUCGAAGUUAAAAAUUGAUAUUUAAUUUUUUGUUUUAGCGUAUUAUGGAUUAGUUUCAUUAAAGUCCUUUGAAUUCACGAAAUUCAAUUUAACAUUCGUUGAAUUUAAAUGUACAAAAUUUUAAUUUUCAAUGCAUUCAAAUGGCGCACGUGCUGUAGAACAGAUGAGUGACGCCGGGGGCUCACUAUAGUAUUAGGCGGUUUCGCCUCGAAACUAGCUAUAGACCGCGGGUUUGGGUGCUAUUUGUGGAAAAAAAAUUAUAAUGCUUUAUUAAGACAAAGUGUUGGAAUAUCAUUAAAAUUGUCAUGAUUUCGUAUAUCCCAUUUUUAAGAAUUUACUUUAAAAGUGAAUUUGUUUGGUUAAAAGACUAUUCAGUUUAAAAAAUUAAUUUUAACCUUUAUAAAACAAUUUGAAGUAUCAGUAUUACUGUUUUAAUAUGUAAUCAGCGAUCGGUAGGGAUGUAUUGAAUUUGUCUUGAAUAUAUUUAUAAGUAUAAGAAAGUGAUUUUCAAACCUACCCCCUUACAAAUUCUGUGCCUUUAGACAUAUCUUCAAUAAAACCUAGUUGUUUUGUAGCUUUAACGUAAGGUAGCUAUUCGUAGAUUUGCAUUGUGUUAAAAUUAUAUUUGAUUAUGCUUGCGAUAUUUAUGAUUAAUGUCGUUUUGAUAAAUCGCAUCGAAAUAGUUACAUCCCUACGCAGGUCUGAUUAUGACGCACAAAAAGCACAAAAAUCCGCGUUUAGUUAUAUUAUAAAGAUUUAAACUGGUUGUGCGUGACACGUGCGAGAGGGACGGCUGGUGUGCGAGAGCGAGAGAGAGUGAACGAUAUUUCCAUUGUAUUUAAUUUGUAUCAUAAGUACGUUUUGUUGUAGUUGUAAGUUGUUGCGUUGUUCGCGCGAUACAAAGAUUUUGUAUUGCGCGAACAUGUUGUUCUAUCCUUGCCGUUUUUUUGUAUUAAAACUUUGUUAAGGUGCUUUUAGUCGGACAGCAAAACUUACUUAUGAUUACGAGGACCGUGUAACCUGCGAUUGAUUUGUUUUUAUGAUUAUUAAACCCGAAAUAACGUAACGGGGCCUUAUGUUACUCAUUUUUGGCCGAAAUGACGCGUUUUUGUGUAAAAAAUGUAAAGAUUAAUGCUUUCAACUCGAAAUGCAGUAUCUGAAUUGGACAAUUAUAAUUGCAGUUACGAGUAUUAACAGCGAUUACACGGAUUCCUUAACUACAAUGAUGGUGAGAGUGUAGAAUCUCAAUUGUAUUGAAAUUAUUAUUUAGUUGUAUGGACUGUGUUUAGAGUUUCAGCUAAGACUUUGACAGCUUUAUCGUGAAAAUAUGCAUCCAAUAACGUGACAAUGUUUUCGAGAAAAGCAAUGAAUAAUCCUUGUUUUGAGACGAUUUAGUUUCAAACUAAAGUAAUACCGAAAUACGUGGAAAACUCUAAUUUUUCUGCAUUUAUUUUGAAAAACUAUCCCACCUUUGCACAGUCCAUAGUUCCAGUCUUAUUAUUAAAAGAAUUCAGUCACAAAUACGGUGAUGGCACACUGUACCGCUUUUGUACUGGAGUGAUUUUAGUAUUCAAUGAACAUUUGUAUUCAAGUAUUAUAACACACAGAGAGCGUUACAGCGUGUCUCACCGGGCCUCUUAUAUUUUUACUAGUUUGUGGUAUUUUUUAUUAUAUUGCAUUAUUUUUGUUAAUCAUGUUUUUCCGACGUGUGUGCGAUUUUGAAACUUGUUUUAGAAUACAAAAAUGUAUAAGAAUGUUUAGAUCUGAUAGUUGUUUUAAGGAAAUUGCGGCAGUAACUGGCCAGCGCAUUAGUAUCCCGCUUUCGAGGGACCAUAGAGUAAAUUGUUUUAACGUUCAAAACCCAGAUAUUGGCCGAGUGAUUUUUGUUUAAUGCAUUCGCUCAUCGAAGAAUCUCUUACUAAAUGCGAAUUAUAUUUGUUUACUUAUGUGCAAGUCCUACGGAAAUCUGAUUAAAUUAUUUAGACAUUUAUUUUCGUAUAUUUUAUGAUUUAUCGUCUGCAGUUGUUGAAGACUGGUUUAUCUAUUUCGAAAUUCCUAUAAAAAAAACCUACAUUUAUAAAAUUUUAUUGCCACUACAUAUGUCGGUAUCAUAUAUAUUAAUAUAAAUGCCUAACAUUUGUGUAUAUUUUGAAUAAAAUAAAAAGUUUCUUGCAUAUAAGUAAAUGAAUAUAGAAUUUGUUGAUUUAAAGUCAGUUGUAAGUAAAAGUGGGUUUUGCUCAAUCGUGUGUAUCGACUUCGGAGUCACGUGCAAUAUAUAGCAUAAUUAUUAUUUUGUUUCCAAUAAAAUUUACAAAAAUACAA